AUGCGGUUUCCCGUCUUCAUCCUCAGCCUGCUCUGGCUCGUUCCCGGAGCCUUGGGCGCCGGCAGACGAGCAGUAUAUGAGAAGAUCCUAUUCUUCUAUGCAUACCGAAUCGACCAGCUUUUACCGGAGGACCAGCGAAUAGUAGGCGCAAAGACGGUCUAUACUCUCGGCGAGUUUAUUAGGCAUAUCGAUAGCAACAAGGACGAAGAAAAGCUCGACUUUGACAUAAAGAAAACGGCGGAAAAUAUUAUUAAGUACGAUGCUACUGAUGGUCGUAACCUGCCCUACCGCCUCUUUAAGGACGGCGCUCUCCCUGCAUAUCAUGGGGCCGAUAUUAUUAAGAACGGCGUGGUUCUCGGUAAGAAGAGGGGCUACGACGGGUCGCUGAAUUCCAUCUUCGAUCGGAUGGCCUACGUCAAAAGUACGCUCCCCCAAGCGACCUUCGACCGUCCCGACGUCAAGUUCCUCUUUGAUCGGGUCGAGGAGAGCCGUACCUCGGUGUUAGCCGCGCGCACGGCCGACCAUGACUACUAG
This is a messenger RNA of Colletotrichum truncatum, 534 nucleotides long. RefSeq lists its product as uncharacterized. Lineage: Eukaryota; Fungi; Ascomycota; Sordariomycetes; Glomerellales; Glomerellaceae. The record is from RefSeq and is a predicted model, not a curated record.